GGAGCAGGGAGUGUUGAACGGACGAACAUUGUGAGAUUCUGGGGGAGAAGUGUUGUAUUUGUUUAACAAAGAAUUGUCCUGUUAGCCAUUUAUACGCGGAUCAAGACAAAGUUUUGGGUUUACUCGACGAUACGAAGAUGAUGUCCGACGCCAGUGACAUGUUGGCCGCUGCCUUGGAGCAGAUGGAUGGUAUUAUAGCGGGUUCCAAGGCACUAGACUACUCUAAUGGUAUCUUUGACUGCCAGUCCCCCACCUCACCCUUUAUGGGCAGCCUACGAGCCCUGCACCUGUUGGAGGACCUGCGAGGGGUUAUUGAACUCAUGGACACAGAGGAGAGAGAAAGCCUGCGUUGCCAGAUCCCCGACUCCACCGCAGACAGUCUGGUAGAAUGGUUACAGGGGCACCUGUCUAAUGGACACAUUUCCAUGAGCGGUGAUGUAUACCAGGACAGACUUAAUCGUCUAGAAAGUGACAAGGAGUCACUCGUGCUUCAGGUGAGUGUGUUGACAGACCAGGUGGAAGCUCAAGGAGAAAAGAUAAGGGACCUAGACUUGUGCCUUGAUGAACACAGGGAGAAACUGAACGCCACAGAGGAAAUGCUACAGCAGGAACUUCUAUGCAGAACAGCUUUGGAGACUCAGAAACUAGAGCUUAUGGGUGAGAUCUCCAACCUGAAGUUGAAGCUGACAGCUAUGGAGAAGGAGAGAUUAGAUUUUGAUGAAAGGUUCAGGGAUGGUGAGGGUUUGAUUAUGGAGAUAAAUGACCUCAGGUAUAGGGUAGCAGAGAUGGAGAAUGAACGUUUGCAGUAUGAGAAGAAGCUGAAGUCCACAAAGUCGCUAAUGGCUAAGCUCUCUAGCCUGAAAAUCAAAAUGGGCCAGAUGCAGUAUGAGAAACAGAGGAAAGAACACAAAAUCCAAGCACUCAAGGAGGAACUGGUGACGUUGAGAAGACAGUUGGAGGGUAGAGAUGGAGAGAUUAAGAGACUGCAGGACGAGACUGGAUGCAGAGCUCCAACUCCUGCUGGUUCAGACAGCACAGAAAGAGUUUUCCAUACAGAGGAAACUUAUAAAAAGAGGCUGAAAGAGAAACAUAUGGAGGUGCAAAGAAUGAAGAAAGCGGUGGAGUCCCUCAUGGCAGCCAAUGAGGAGAAGGACCGUAAGAUAGAAGAACUGAAGCAGUCACUGAUGCGUUACAAGAAAGUUCAAGAUAUGGUGAUGUCAGUGCAGGGGAAAAAAGACAAAUCGAAAGAUGGAGAGAGUGACGAGAGUCACAGUGACAGCUCCCUCUCUGUGUCAACUGCUAUCUCGGUUUCCAUGGAGACGGAGAAGUCUGCCCCGGCCAGCGCUGAGGCAGUAGCCAAAGGGAUUUUCGAGGAGACUACAGCAUCUGUCAGUACACCCCAAGAGCCCUCCCUCACAACCUCCAUCGCAACCAAGGCAGAGACUGACAUAGACCAGGACCAAUCACAGCCUCAGAGUGAUGUAGGGUCACAGGAGCCAUCCCAAACACAGGAGAACCCUAUAAGUAGCAGUCCCGAAACUCCAGACAUCUCCACGUCGGGCAGCCAGAGCAACCUGCAGGGCAGCACUAGUGAAAAGAGACCCUUAUCGCUGGAGCAGAGACCAGCAGAAAGCAAGGCCUUUGACGAGAUCAAUAAAAUCACGACUUUGCCACCAAAAUCGCCCACCGCACCUCGAGUUGCAGAGGACGACAGCUUUGGCACGAAGAAAGCCAGAUCGUCUUUCGGGCGAGGCUUCUUUAAGAUUAAAGGGGGCAAGAGGACGGCCAGCGCCCCAAAUCUGGCCGAGACAGAGCGCGAUGGCACAGAGCAUCUGGACCUGGCCGGAAUACCACAGAGGUCACCGAACAGUGACAGCACCCACACUCUCCCCACCUCCCCAGACGGAAAGAAGAAGUCUAAAGGAAUCAAAGCGCUUUUUGGGAGGCUCAGGAGGAGUCAGUCAACCUCAUUCAACCUGGACGACAACCUAUCAGAGGGAGAGUUCAAGCGGGGUGGAGUAAGAGCUACAGCUGGGCCAAGGCUGGGCUGGUCACGUGACCUCCAGAACACGAACAGUGACCUGGAUGCUCCAUUUGCACGCUGGUCCAGGGAACAGGUCUGUGACUGGCUGCAGGACCAGGGCCUGGGGCUGUAUCUGGGCCAGGCCCGGCAGUGGAUCUCUUCCGGUCAGACUCUCCUACAGGCCUCCCAGCAGGAUCUGGAAAGGGAGCUGGGGAUCAAACACCCACUCCACAGAAAGAAGCUGCAGCUUGCCUUACAAGCCCAGGGCUCGGAGGAGGAUGACAACAAAGGGAAACUGGACUAUAACUGGGUGACAAGAUGGCUUGAUGACAUCGGCCUGCCACAGUAUAAGACUCAGUUUGAUGAGGGCAGAGUUGAUGGGAGAAUGCUGCAUUACAUGACUGUGGAUGACCUGCUGUCUCUGAAAGUGGGCAGUGUGCUUCAUCACCUGAGCAUUAAGAGGGCCAUCCAGGUGCUCCGGCUCAACAACUACGAGCCCAACUGUCUCCGCCGCAGGCCCUCAGACGAGAAUAACAUUACUCCAGCUGAGAUCUCCCAGUGGACCAACCACAGGGUGAUGGAGUGGCUGAGAUCAGUGGACCUGGCUGAAUACGCACCCAACCUGAGGGGCAGCGGAGUGCACGGCGGACUGAUGGUUUUGGAGCCUCGCUUUAACGUGGAGACCAUGGCUCUUCUGCUGAAUAUUCCUCCCAAUAAGACGCUGCUUCGCAGACACCUGGCCACCCACUUCAACCUGCUGGUGGGACCAGAAGCUCAGCAGCUGAAACAGGAGUGUCUGGAGAACCCUGACUACACCCUGCUGACAGCCACCGCCAAGGUUAAGCCGAGGAAGCUGACGUUCGGAACGUUUGGGAGGCGGAAGAGACAGGAAGAUAACGAGGAGUACGUCUGCCCCAUGGACCUGGAGAUGCCUAAAGGUCGCGGUUUUCCGAAGAGCUUCAGAGGCAUGGAACUGCACAUCUAUGACGAUGACUUGGACAGACUAGAGCAGAUGGAAGAUUCAGAGGGAACCGUGAGACAGAUUGGCGCUUUCUCAGAGGGAAUCAACAACUUGACGAGCAUGCUGAAAGACGACGAGCUAUUUAAAGAGAUUUCCACGUCGUCCCCCAACGCCAGCGUGACCGAUGAGGACUCCAACGUGUGAAGGCUGUCCCAGGCACCCAGCCCCCACCCCCUCUACUGCUGCUGUGAUCGGAACUGACUGUGCCAACCCUGUGCCAACUUGCACACCUUUCCCUCUAGCAAAACCAAGCCCAUUCAUCGAUAUGCCACUAUAUUCAGUAACCACCCUAGUCAGAAUCGGUUCAUAUCGGUAUUAUCUUCACAGGAGACCUCACUGUAUUAACGAACCGCACCAGGCGUACUCCCUUUCCACAUUUAUUUCUCACUCAGAGAAUCUAGCGAUGACUCCAGUUGUAGAGUUGAGGGGUUUUAAUAUCAGUAGUUUGUCCUGCAUCCCAUUUCAGUUGUUUGGAUGCGGUGAAGUUAAAAAAAAAAACAUUUAAAAAAAAAAUGUAUGUAGUGAAAUCUGAAGAAACUGAAUAGCGGUCCUACUGUAAGUGUGCUUGCCAGCUGGUCACUGGUGACGUAUAAAUGCUUUAUUUUGAAUCGGCCUUAUUAUUCAAUGAUCCCUUUAAAGUCAUUUUUAUCCCUGUAACAACAGAACAGCACAAUGACACUUUUCAUCGGAUGCAAGCGUAGAUUUAUCGAAGAUAAUUAGUUCUCGUAGUUUAGUAGUGUUAAACACCACAGGUUGUGGUAUGGAGUAAAUGAUCAAAACGCUUGUGGAAAUAUAGGUGCUUGUAAAGAUUGCUGUUGGAAUGCCAAAAGUUGUAUGUUUGUGAGCGUUUAAGUUUAAACGGUCACGGUUCUAACCCUUAUCAGACAGCAGACAUUGGGUUUCAUUGGUUUCUCAUGGUAACACAUUUGAAUCCCCCCCCCCCCAUAGAGCCUUGACACUGCACAUUGUAUGCACACCCUCGCAUGCAUUUGCACGCAAACUCAUAUUUAACACAGUGAUAUUAUGACAUGAUACAUUCAUUGCCUUUGUGUACAGAAGUGUUGUUGCAUGAUAUUUAAACUUUUUUUUUUUUUUUUCCGAGAAAUAUCAUGCCCCCAUUAACAGAAAUCUCAUUGUACGUGAUUUAAUCGUCACACUUAAAACCAAGCAAUAAGCAACGUUAUUUGUGAACUGUCGUUACUGUCAUACUUUUUUUUUGACACGUUUCUCAGAUUAAAAAAAAAACAACAAUAUUUUAACAUUUCAACCUUUCCAAGUGCUGGUAUUCUGCAAGCCCUAUGUGUAGCAGAGACAAAUGUUUGUACCGUGUACUGUCCUCUUUUAUCCAUUUUUAAAAAGUCAAUAAAGUCAUAU
This is a messenger RNA of Chanos chanos (milkfish), 4418 nucleotides long. RefSeq names its product PPFIA binding protein 1b (gene ppfibp1b). Gene Ontology annotation, cellular component: presynaptic active zone. Gene Ontology annotation, molecular function: protein binding. Bases 138 to 3188 code for a protein of 1016 amino acids. Lineage: Eukaryota; Metazoa; Chordata; Actinopteri; Gonorynchiformes; Chanidae. The record is from RefSeq and is a predicted model, not a curated record. Gene Ontology annotation, biological process: neuromuscular junction development. The transcript has 29 exons.